This is a messenger RNA of Pseudocercospora fijiensis CIRAD86, 942 nucleotides long. RefSeq lists its product as uncharacterized. Gene Ontology annotation, molecular function: enoyl-CoA hydratase activity. The transcript has a single exon. Lineage: Eukaryota; Fungi; Ascomycota; Dothideomycetes; Mycosphaerellales; Mycosphaerellaceae. Gene Ontology annotation, biological process: fatty acid beta-oxidation. The record is from RefSeq and is a predicted model, not a curated record. The coding region runs from base 1 to 942 and encodes 313 amino acids. Gene Ontology annotation, cellular component: mitochondrion.
AUGUCUCAAUCCACCUCGGGAGCAGGCGUAAUCGUGGUGCCUACGCACACCAACCGCCUCAAACCCCCUCACGUAGCCGGCGUCGACGUCACUUUGCGCAACGACAACAUCCUCCUUAUCACCUACAACAGACCCAAGCAAAUGAACUCGAUCACACACACCAUGAACUGGCAACUGCAACAACUGUUCGACUGGUUCGAUGCCGAGCCGACGUUGCGUGUCGCAGUGAUUACUGGAACUGGCAUGAGAGCUUUCUGCUGUGGCUCAGAUCUGAAAGAGAUUGAGCGGGCGGGAAAUGCGAAGCUGGAGUCGGAUGAAUUGAAGAAAUCGGAGCCGUAUCUCCAUGAGCAUCCGAGGAGUGGGUCUACGGGGUCGAGUAGGAGAAGAGGGAAGAAGCCGGUGUUGGUGGCGGUUAAUGGGCUGGCGCUCGGUGGAGGGUUAAUUCGUGAGGGUCUUCGUGUUGGGUCGUGCAAGGGAUCUCUCCUGACAUGCCCGUCCAGAGACAUCGCAAUAGCGUCCCCGACAGCCAAGUUUGGACUCCCAGAAGCUCGUGUUGGCGUUUACGCGUACGGUGGCGGCCUGCUAAGAUUGGUCCACGCAGUAGGCAUGCAGAGAGCUACCGACAUCGCAUUGACAUGUCGACAAGUCCCUGCCGAAGAAGCGCUUCGUCUCGGUCUCAUCGCUGGCAUUUCAAAGACUCCAGAAUCUGUGCUUGAGGAGAAGCUUGCCAAGGCAAAGGAGAUCGCGAACAUUUCUCCGGAUGGCACGAUCGUCACGAGAGCUGGUCUUCGUGAAGCAUGGGAAACUGGCAGCAUUGAGCGAGCGUUUCAAGUCACGCACGAGCAGCUUUACGACAAGCUUAUUGCUAGCGAGAACUGUGCUGAAGGUUUGGGGGCUUUCAGGACGAAGAGGCAGCCGAAGUGGAAGGAUUCGAAGUUGUAA